UAUUUAAACACCCAGAUCUCCAUUGAAAACGAAUCAACUAAUCAUUUUUAGCAUGCAUGGCUUCACACAGUGAAGAGACUAAUCACGUGCGAGGAGAUGUCUUGAACGGCAGUGGUGCUUAUCUGACAUGGGAGGAUCUUUGGGUGACAGUUCCUACAGUUAAAGAACAUCAUGGUACUAAAUCGAUUCUUCAAGGCCUCACCGGCUACGCCUGCCCCGGCGAGGUGUUGGCCGUUAUGGGUCCUUCUGGUUGCGGCAAAUCCACCCUUCUUGACUCGUUGGCAGGAAGGUUGAGUUCAAGAACAAAGCAGAAAGGGGAAAUUCUGAUAAAUGGUCGGAAACAGAAGCUCGCGUAUGGAACUUCGGCGUAUGUAACGCAAGAAGACACUCUAACAUGGACAUUAACAGUACGAGAAGCCGUUUACUUCUCAGCGCAGCUCCAAUUACCCGUAAAAAUGUCCAAAUCCGAGAAAAGGGAAAUCGCAGAGAGGACUAUAAGGGAAAUGGGACUUCAAGAUUCGUUAGAUACAAGAAUCGGAGAAUGGGGGAGAAAGGGGCUUAGUAGUGGGCAGAAGAGAAGAGUCAGCAUUUGCAUAGAAUUGCUAAAACGCCCGAAGCUCCUUUUUCUCGACGAACCGACAAGCGGGCUCGAUAGCGCAGCUUCCUACUUUGUCAUGAACAGAAUAGUGAAGCUGGCUCGUGAGUAUGGAAUGACGAUUAUAUCCUCCAUCCAUCAACCAAUCAGUGAAGUUUUCCAGCUCCUUCACAAUCUCUGCCUUCUCUCGUCUGGUAGAAUGAUAUACUUUGGACCCUCGUCUUUAGCCAAUGAGUUUUUUGCAUUGAAUGGAUUUCCAUGCCCAGCUCUGCAAAAUCCAGCCGAUCAUUAUCUGAAAAUGAUAAACACGGAUUUUGAUGAGGACAUUGAAUGGGGUGCCGGAGACAAAUUCACUGCGGAGGAAAUAAUUAAUCUGCUCAUAAGAUCUUAUGUUUCGUCAAACACUUGUGAUCAGAUGAAGACAUUAGUGUCUGAAAUACGUAAACGUGAAGGAGGACCAGUGGAGAAGAAGGAGAGCCAAGCUAACUUAUUUACACAAUGCCAAAUCCUCACGAAAAGAUCGUUCAUCAACAUGUUUCGUGAUCUGGGCUACUAUUGGUUACGAUUGGCAAUUUACGUUGCCUUGGGUUUUGGCUUAGGGAGUGUGUUUUAUAAUGUGGGAAGUAGCUAUAGCUCCAUUCACGAAAGAGGUUCACUACUCAUGUUUGUUGCUUCACUAUUGACUAUAAUGGCAAUCGGCGGCUUCCCUUCGUUCGUAGAAGACUUGAAGGUUUUUCGACGGGAAAGAUUAAACGGCCAUUACGGGGCGGCGGCAUUCGUAAUCGGCAACACAAUUUCUUCGACCCCGUUUCUUCUGCUCAUAUCCGCAAUACCCGGUGCGAUCACCUACUUCCUCGCAGGACUCCAUCAAGGAAACCUAGAAUUUUCCUACUUCACUUUGGUGCUCUUUUCUUGCAUGAUGCUAGUCGAGAGCUUAAUGAUGAUUGUGGCGAGUAUAAUGCCUAAUUUCCUCCUCGGCCUUAUUGUUGGUGCCGGUGUGCAAGGGCUAAUGAUGCUAAGUGGCGGAUUCUUUCAAUUGCCGAACGAUUUGCCCAAGAUAUUUUGGAAGUAUCCGAUGUAUUACGUUGCGUUUCAUAAGUAUGCUUACCAAGGGUUGUACAAGAACGAAUUUGAAGGGCGGAAGUUUGAUAGUGAUCGGAUUGGAGGGGCGUUGACCGUUGACGGGGAGACCGUUUUGAGGGAGAUUUGGCAAGUGGAGAUGGGGUACUCGAAGUGGGUUGACCUUGGUGUUUUGUUUGGGAUGGUGGUUGUUUAUAGGGUGAUUUUUUUUGUUGUUGUUAAGGUUGGUGAAAAGAUCGGUAGUGUGAGAGAUUUCGGUUUGUCUAGUCUUGAACCGGAAGAACAUUGAUAUUUAUGCAUUAUUUGUAACGGAAUGUUAUGUUGCAUUUGGAUGGAACGAUUUGAAUGAAAGAUUCCGAGUUUGCGAUGAA
Molecule: messenger RNA, 2046 nt
Organism: Erythranthe guttata (spotted monkey flower)
Lineage: Eukaryota; Viridiplantae; Streptophyta; Magnoliopsida; Lamiales; Phrymaceae
Product: ABC transporter G family member 1
Cellular component (GO): membrane
Molecular function (GO): ABC-type transporter activity; ATP hydrolysis activity; ATP binding
Source: RefSeq, a predicted model, not a curated record